AAUAGUUGUGUUGGCAACAAUGAGAAGAUAAGCACAAGAUAAAUAAAAAGAAAAAAUAGUGGUGCCCUACGUCUCUAUUUUUUCGGUUUUAUUCUAAAAAUUGUGUAUUUUCUAGUGUUUUUCUCAACUCGGGAACUAUUGGCAAUAAUAUAAAAUAAGUAUUGCUUGUAUUUCUUAUAAAAAAAUAGUGAAAUAUCCACGGAUCAAUAGCAUGAUACACAAUAGUGAAAUGACUGUUUCCCCUCUUGCUUAAUAAUUAGCGAUCGAAUGGUGAUAUCGCUCGUUGAAUAAUUACAUUAUUAUUCACUUAUUCUGAGUAAUAUCGGUUUGUAAAAGUGCGAGAUAAUGAAUUCCAAUAACCACAACCCACAUCGCAGAAACUCCUCUAAUUUUAACAGGCACAACAAUAAUUUACCAAAUCGAUCUAAUCAUCCAAUAAAUCAUCCCCAUAAUCACCAAAAAUGGCCAAGCAGAUACCCUAAAGAAUAUAAUAGAGAAUAUGAAACUAAUUUCAAUAGACGUGAAUGUCUAGUUGCUCCUAAUGGUAGUCCGAAAGAACCCAAUCAUUUGCAUAGUUACCCAAAGAAUCCUCAACUGAGUCCUGGGGCCAGAAACAACCAUACUCAUUACAACAACGAAGCCUCAGGUCAUCAAACUCUUCGCGUGGUUUCGAUGCCGAUCGGUCACGGCGGUAACGGCGGUACCCAAAAUUUCCAUCCGAACGCAGGAGUUGCGGUAUCCAACAAUGGAGAUCGUCGACAUAUUCCGAGUUUAGUGGAUAGGCGGCACAUUUCACCGCCGUUGCAUAUCAACAUUUGCGAUAACGGUAACAGCAUGAUGAAUAUGAAUUCUCCACCAGCUGAAGGAAUGCAAAUCCAUCAGAGAGCCAUGAUGGAUUUUUCGCAUGGGAGAAGGAGACACGGUAUCGAUAUGCGCGUGAGUCCCGUACACUUCCAACAGCACUCGCCGUCGUUUUACAGACAGUCCAGCGACGAAUACAUAAAAAGCGAGAGUCCUUCGUGCAAACGCAGACGUUUAUCCCGAUCUAGUCACCACGUAGAUUUGAACGUGCAACCCCCGUCGCCCCCACGACGUUCUCCGAGACAACACCCCCCAUCUACAUCUCAUCCGCCGAUGCAGGUACCGGUAACGAUUCCGGUGAAUCACGAAACGGUUUGGAGUUACACGUCUCCGCACGUUUCUCUGUGCACCGUACCGCCGAGCGCGCCGCCUCACAUGCACAAUUGCCAUUUACAUAACGUAUACGCCGCCGUACCGCCUCUAGUACCGCAACAGUUUCCGCCCGGUUGCAUCCCUCAUCAGACUUUCGCCACUUUCGGUCCACCGGCACCUAGUGCCGUGCCGAUGCCGACUCAACAUUACCCCCAUCAACGUAUACCUCCGCAGAGACCCGACACAUUCGAAUUGGAUCUACUCAACGACCAUCAUCACCACGCUCACACCCAUUCCGCCAUACACGGAGCAUCCUCCUUACACGUACCCCCCAUACAAAUGUCUUCGCCGGCUUCUCUCUUCCUAUCUACGGAAACGCGAGGAGCUACUCCUCUCGACCUGUUACACGCCGCUCGUUCGCGUCAGCACAGGAACGCUCGUCUACCGCCUCCUAGGACACGUUGGCAUCACAGUCCGCCUUUGAUAGCCGCCCCGGCGGGUUUCUUGUUACAUUUCUUUACCAUGUUUUCGAAUUCCCCGAUGUCGCCGUUCAGCCAGAGCAGUUCGGAUACUACCGAAACCGAAAAUUACGAAGCCCUUUUGAAUUUGGCGGAACAAUUGGGGGAGGUGAUUCCCCGGGGGUUGAGUAAACUCGAAAUCGAACAAUUGGUCAGUUACAAAUACGACGCCGAGACGCACGAAGGGGAUCAGACGUCGUGCGUCGUCUGCAUGUGCGAUUUCGAAGCUCGACAAAUACUCAGGGUGUUGCCGUGCUCGCACGAAUUCCACGCCAAAUGUAUCGAUAAGUGGUUGAGGUCGAACAGAACCUGUCCAAUUUGCAGAGGUGACGCUUCGGAUUAUUUCACAAAUAGUGAAUAGAGUGUUUUUUCGCCUUUAUCACACAAAUUACCCCACUUCUAUAUAUUUUCCAAAAAUUAAAAAAAAAAAAAAUAACAAAAAUAAAAAUUAAUACUUGAAUAUCACCAAUUGCAACGCUUUAAGAGUAAUUUUUGUGUCGGGUGCCAUUAGUUGCCAGUAAUCAUAGAUUAAAUGUCAUGUUAUUUUCUAUUAAUAAUAAUAAUUAAUAAUAAUUAAUUAAUUAAUAAUAAUUGUUAAUUUUAAGGAUGCAGCAAUAUAUCGGGGUGUCUCGUCAUUCGAUUUUCUUUUUUUUUUUUUUUCGUUUUUCAAUCCAAAGAAAUUUAAGGAGUUUAAAUUCCGUCCUUCACUUUACAGGGUGAUUCAACAAAUAUGAUUAUUUACCGUUUCGAUAAUACUCGCCAUUUUUUUUUUUUUUUUUUUUUUCAUUUUCUUAAUUGAUCCGCAAAUUAUUAUUUUCAUAAAUUUAUUCGCAGCUUCGAAUUUUCCUUAUUUUUUUUUUAUUAUUUUCGACAUACCCUGUGAUUAUUACUCCGGCAGCUUGUUUUCUUCUCUUCCAAUAAAAAAAAUCCUCUUUUGUUUAAAAAUCGAUGUAUUUGAUCUCAAAACAAAAUAAUGUACAGAUUGUAUCGAUAUUAGGACAAAAGGGGGGGCUUUCGAUUUUUUAUUUUUUUUUUUAAUUUUUUUUUUCGUUUUUCGCACCACGUAAGGCUCAAAAACGACGACGAGACACCCCUCCUCCUCCUCCCCCCCGUUGAGAUGCGAACUAAUUAAUUAUAAUUAUUUUUUUUUUAAUUUUAAUUUAGUUUAAUUUUUUUUUUAAUUAAUUUUUUUUUGUUUUUCGUUUUAUUCCGAAACGAAAGGCGUCGAAAAUUGUUUUUCUUUUUUUCUUUAUUUUUUUCCAUUCGCAAUUAACGUGGAUGUAGGGUACUACUAUUUUUUACAUCGAUUUAGGUAUGGUACCGGUCCGGCAACGUCGCAAUCUCACAAUACCCACGGUUAUCCUUUUUCACGAAAUCCGGGAUUAAAAAAAUGGAAGUUCGGCAACGUCGCAAUUUCUAUGAAAUUCUCUCCAAUUUCUGGUGAUCCGGGGAAAUAGUGAAAAUUCGGCAACGUCGCGAUUUCUAUGAAAUUCUCUCCAAUUUCUGGCGAUCUAGGGGAAAUGUCGAAAAUUCGGCAACGUCGCGAUUUCUAUGAAAUUCUCUCCAAUUUCUGGUGAUCCGGGGAAAUGGUGAAAAUUCGGCAACGUCGCGAUUUCUAUGAAAUUCUCUCCAAUUUCUGGCGAUCUAGGAGAAAUGUCGAAAAUUCGGCAACGUCGCAAUUUCUCUGAAAUUCUUUCCAAUUUCUGGUGAUCCGGGGAAAUGGUGAAAAUUCGGCAACGUCGCGAUUUCUAUGAAAUUCUCUCCAAUUUCUGGCGAUCUAGGGGAAAUGUCGAAAAUUCGGCAACGUCGCGAUUUCUCUGAAAUUCUUUCCAAUUUCUGGUGAUCCGGGGAAAUGGUGAAAAUUCGGCAACGUCGCGAUUUCUAUGAAAUUCUCUCCAAUUUCUGGCGAUCUAGGAGAAAUGUCGAAAAUUCGGCAACGUCGCAAUUUCUCUGAAAUUCUUUUCAAUUUCUGGUGAUCCGGGGAAAUGGUGAAAAUUCGGCAACGUCGCGAUUUCUAUGAAAUUCUCUCCAAUUUCUGGCGAUCUAGGGGAAAUGUCGAAAAUUCGGCAACGUCGCGAUUUCUAUGAAAUUCUUUCCAAUUUCUGGUGAUCCGGGGAAAUGGUGAAAAUUCGGCAACGUCGCAAUUUCCAUAAUAUUUUUGUAUUGCAUAACUCGUAAAUAUCUUUAGGUUUUGUGAGAAACGCUACAUCCGGCAACGUCGCAGUAUCCGUACAGUUAUUUAGAUUCUUCUAGUUCUUUCAAAUCUAGGGAAAAAAAAAAUAAAGUUCGGCAACAUCGCGGUUCCUUAAAUUCUUUCCAGUUUUUAAAGGCAAUUUUUCAAAACCUCGAUUUUCAAGUGAACCCACUACUGCGUUAAGUUUACGUUUGGCAACGCCGCAAUUAUAAUUAAAUACUCGACGUUUGACUACACCGCAAUUUUCCGAUUUCCUUAUAUCGACAAUUUCUUCGUACCUUUAAAUGACAGCUACUCCGUUUUCUUUUUUAGAUGUGACAACAGCGCAAAUUCGAUAAAAGGUUAACUUAUGGUACCGUAUCUAAUUCGUUUUGGAUAAUUACCAUUAUGGUAUCGAUUAGCGGUCCAACAUUUUAUUAACCGCCGUCAAUAAAUAAAUGCGCGGUGUUUCACUUAUUCCGUCUUUCUCUAUUAUAUUAUCUAUUAUAAUAAUGUUUAAAGAAUAGAGAGCAUAACGAAAAUUAACGAUAAUAAAACCGAAAUAAUAAUGAAAAAAACAAAAAUUGAAUUUUUCCCAUAUAAUUUUUACUUAUUCGAAGUGUUAGUAGAAAAAAAAAUAUUGAACGUACCUCGUAUAUAUAUAUUUAUGAAAUUUUUCGGAUAUUUAGGUGUUUUUUUGAGGUUAUGUUUUGUUUUGUUUUGUUAAUUUUUGGUAUGCUUCUAUUAAAUAUUUCACAAUUUGCUUUAUCUCUGUGCUGUAUAAAAUUUUUUCGAUAUUUUUCGUAUAAAGUGUGUACGUCCGUUUUGACAUAUUGUGCGUGCGUGCGUGUGAAUGUUGCUUGAAGGUCGUCUUUCUAAUAGAAUUUUUUAGAAAUAAUUAAUCGGUCUUAGAAAAAUAACGGGUUCAAAAAUGUGGUAAAUUUUUUUGUAUUCGGUCUAAUUACAUUUUGAAAAAAAUUUGUAGUCGAACAAUUUUCCCUCGAAGGUAUGGAAAUUAUCAAAUAUCGACCGUUUCUUUUUUGCAAAUAACUUAAAAUCGUCCUUUGUGGUUUUUCGAAAUGUUUGUUCGCUAUCUGGUGUUUUAGAGUCAUCGCCAUGGUGUUUAUCUUCAAUCGCUUCUACAGCUUAGUAUUGAGAUGAAAUUUUCUCGAUUUUCCUCGUUUUUCAACGACGGUUUUUGGAGUUCUUCUAGUGCAGCUGUUGGACAUCAUCUACAAGCCCUUGUUGCACAUAUACAAUCCAGUCUUCGUACCAUCGAUAAAUGAUUUCGUGUGAUUUACAAGGUGUUUGGUUCUAAGCUAUUCCAGUUCUUGGUUGCUGUUUUAGAGGCAUCUCCAUGGUGUUUACCUUCCAAUUGCUUGGACACCUUGAUGUUGAGGUGAAUUUUUCUCGAUUUUCCUCGUUUUUCAAUAAUGAUUUUUCCUUUUUCGUUCCGUUUGUGAACAAUCCGACUGACAUUUUUCCUUUCAAGCUUCCCAGUACUAUUCGGAAUACUUCUAGUGCAUCUGCAGUCUUCGUACCAUGGAGAUUUUGUUCCUUGCGGUUUUUUUCAAAAUUUUUUUCCAAAUAAUUAUCAAAUUUUUUCAAAAUGUGAUUAAAGUUGAAAUUACCACGAAGAGAUUACUAGACAGUUGUCAAAAAAAUGAAUAAACUCUCGAUGUUUUUUAGUGUGUAAAUUUUUUGUCGCUUAACGACUUCUACGGGGGUCUUACAAAUAAUAUUUCUUCCCUAAAAAUUUUCUAAGAAACGGUAUCGUGUUAAUUUUUUUUUCACGUUAUGUUUAAGACGUUUUUUACUGUUUUUUUAGAAUAUUGAAUGUUUGUAGAUGAAUUUAGGGGCAAUAUUUUUCCUAUUUGUUGAAUUGCGUUAAUAAAAAAAAAUGUAUUUUUUCGUUUUAUUAUAUAUAUUCACCGUUUUUUUUUUUCAAAUUGAUUUUUCUCGUUAAAUAAACCGUUAAAUGUUGAAAAAAAAAUAUGAAAAUGAAAAAUUUUUCGCUUUAGACACACGAUAAAAUUUUUUCAAAAAAUUUUCGCUAUUCUCUAUUGAUUUAUUACGGGGGUGAAUAGUAAAGUUCGUGGAAAAUAUAGUCGUCCAUUCAUUUCGUGGAAAACAAUGUAUCUGAAUGAAAAUUUAUUUUGAUUUUCCGCGUUUGACAAGUCGUAAUGGAGAUUCUGUGAUGUCUACUUAUGUCUGUUUAUAAAAUGGCGGGUUUUUCAUCACAAUGUCGCGGUAUUUCCGAGUAACAGUGAUUUGACAUUGAAAAUACGGUCAAUUUAGUCAAAAAUCCGACAAAUAAUUGACGUAGAUGUCAAAUUUGACUUCGAUUUAUUCAUUUCUAUAGUCACGUGGUCAAUAUUCCGCCAUAUUGUUGGCCAACUACGAUCAAAAAGUUCUUUCUUUUCGUUCUGUGAUGUCCGUUUACAAAAUGGCGGAUUUUUUAUCAAAAUUUCGCGGUAUUUCCGAGUAACAGUGAUUUGACAUUGAAAAUACGGUCAAUUUAGUCAAAAAUCCGACAAAUAAUUGACGUAGAUGUCAAAUUUGACUUCGAUUUAUUCAUUUCUAUAGUCACGUGGUCAACAUUCCGCCAUAUUGUUGGCCAACUACGAUCAAAAAGUUCUUUCUUUUCGUUCUGUGAUGUCCGUUUACAAAAUGGCGGAUUUUUUAUCAAAAUUUCGCGGUAUUUCGAAAUACAGUGACGGAUUCAUUCAUUUUUAAUUAUAAAGCUAGUUUCACAUUGAAAAUACGGUCGACUUAGUCUAAAAUUCGACCGAUAAUUGACGUGGAUGUCAAAUUAACGGAAGUUCAAAUAAAAUGGCGGGUUUUUUUAUCAAAAUUUCGCGGUAUUUUGGAGAAAAUCACGUUUUUUGAUCCUAAAAUUGAAUUUACACUGAAAGUACGGUGAAUUUAGUCAAAAAUCCGGUUACCGGUUACGAAAAUGUAAAAUUUUAUUGUCUACCCCGUAUAUUUACAUUAAAUUUCGUGAUUUAUGGAUCGAAGAUAGAGUUUUUCGUCAAAAUAACAUUUAAAAUUGAAUUUUGUCGGUGUCGUUAUUACUUUUUGAACAUUCUGUGAAUAGUUUUUCGCUGAAAUUUUGUCGUAAAUGUAAUGAUAAUAAUAAUAAUAAUAAUAAUAAUAAUAAUACGAGCACACCAAUUUCGACUAGCGUUCAAAUGCCUUCUAUAUGUUUGAAGAUGCCUUUUUCAGCAAUAGCAUUUUGAAAUUUUCGGUUUUAGUAUUCGAUAUCAAAGAAGAAGAAAAUUACAACAAACAUUGAAAUUAAAUUUUAGAAUUUUUUCAUCGUAUCCUGCCUUUUCUUUCCUAUAUUUUCGAUAAACUUGUUGAAAAAAUCGUAUUUGUGGUUUUUAUUUGAAAAAAUUCGGUUUUGUUCGUAUUUUUUUGCUCCUGUCUCCCCUAUUUUUCGUUUUACACCUUUAACGGGUUAUUUUUUGUACUAAAUCGGAUGAAAAUUCUAUUUUGUAGAUCCGAUUGUGUUUUUGUGCUUUGUUUCAAGAAAAGUUCGUUUUUUUUUCGAAUAUUUCCCACACUUUUCCUUAUUUUUUAUUAUAUUUCCAAAGUGACGCACUAGUGUUGCUAAAUCAACUAAGAAAUCGAUUCUAUAGAAAAAUUCAUUACGUCGUUUGUUGUUUUUUCGAAAAUUUCCUCUACUCUCCCCCAAUUUUUCAAUUAAAACAUGAAAAAUCGAAUCACUACAAGAAUUUAUGACGUCUUGUUGGAAAACUCGGAAUUUUUUCCUCAACUCUCCCCCAUUUUUCAAUAAUUGUCUCAAAUUACGAUUUGUUUGUACUAAAAUUUGUAUAAAAUUGAAUUUUUAUAAAUUUUAUAACUCGUUUUUUGGAAAAAACUCGUUAUUUUUCGAAUCUUUCCUCCACUCUCCCCUAUCUGUCGAUAUUUACCCUCAAUUACGUUUUAUUAGUACGAAAUUUGAUAAAAGUUGAACUUUACUCCAAUCUCCCCUAUUUUUCCUUUCCAUAACUUACGGGGUACGUUCUGAAAGUAGGAAAACUGAUGGAAAAUUCAGUAUGCAAAACAAUUUGUGAUUUUUCUUAUAAAAAACUAGUUUUUAUCCAAAUAUUUCCUCAACUCUCCCCCAUUUUUCAAUAAAUAUCUCAGAUUGCGAUUUAUUUGUACUAAAUUUUGAGUAAAAUUGAAUUUAUAAAAAAUCUUGUGACUCCUUUUUUGGAAAAACUCUUUAUUUUUCAAAUCCUUCCUCCACUCUCCCCCAUUUGUGUCGAUAUUCGCCCUCAAUUACGUUUUAUUAGUACGAAAUUUGAUAAAAGUUGAACUUUACUCCAAUCUCCCCUAUUUUUCCUUUCCAUAACUUACGGGGUACGUUCUGAAAGUUUCGGUGUUUUCGAACGAUUUUUUUUUUGAAUCCUUUGCUCUAUUUAUGACUUUCAUGACACCUCGUGAACUACAGUUGCUUUCCAUCGACACCAAAACUCAUUUUUUUUCUAACUUGUGACGUCACGCUCUAACAGGUGAGAAAAAUUGAGUUUCCACUAGCAAUCUGCUCAAGCUUGAGCCUCAAUAUUCGCGAACUUAAAUCGAAAGUGAGGUUAAGGACAUCGCGUCGCCAUAUCUUGUCGUACAAACGGUCGAAUCACCAAUGAUAACGUCGAAUCUUAUUUUAUUUACUAUAUAAUGACGUCAUUAAUUCCGUAUAAGAUACUGUGUGCGAAAGCGGCGAUUAUUCUUGGAAUUUUCGAUGUUUUUUGUGAUUAACUUCUUCGGAUAUUAAUACUAAAGCCCCGGUAGAAUAAGUGUCUCGUUUUUUUUUUGUGUUACGUCGUUAGUGGAAAAAAAUUUGGAUUUUGCUUGUCGCCAUGUGGUAGUUGUAUGUAUGCUUGUAUAUAAUUCAGUAUAUGGGCAUAUAUAGUAUAUUUCGACUAAUUUAUUUUAAGAUUUUUUUCUCUUUUUAAUGUACAUAUCUGUAUUGUUGAAUGGUCAAUAUAAAUGAAUAUAAACACAA
Molecule: messenger RNA, 8875 nt
Organism: Diorhabda carinulata
Lineage: Eukaryota; Metazoa; Arthropoda; Insecta; Coleoptera; Chrysomelidae
Gene: mura
Product: RING finger protein 44
Exons: 9
Coding region: 346-2052 (568 amino acids)
Source: RefSeq, a predicted model, not a curated record